AUGUUCAGAACGUAGUUUGAACUGGAUCAUAACAUGUGCGCGGGUGCGUAUGUGGCAGUGAUGUGCGUGCGAGAGUCAUGAUAACUUAGCUGUCAACCACACAAAAAAGAUGGAAGGAGCUGCCCAGAAGUUGAACCUGUCGGCUUCGCCUCACCGCCGCAAGAGGACGGAGGACGAGGUUGUGCCUUCCUCAGGGUUCUGCGGAGUUCUGCACCGAUCUCCUCCCCCGCCACCCCCAGCGCUGCUCAGGAGAAUAGGGGUCAAGGAGGUCACUGGGGUCGGGAAGGUGAAGGUGAUGCUGCGGGUGGCUGGUGACGCCCAGAGCUCCGUCGAAGACUCUUCCUCCUUCUUCAGCGUGGACAAGCGUCGCAAGCAGAUCACACUGUUUGACCCUGCGCUGUGUGGAGGUCCUUCUGCGCCAGAAGACCGCAGGGUCGGCGUUGCGGCGCCCAAAAUGUUCGCCUUCGACUCCAUCUUCACUCAUGAAGAUUCGCAGGCGGAAGUGUGCUCAUCCGCACUGACUGACAUCAUUCAUGCAGUUAUAAAUGGUUCUGACGGCUGCCUCUUCUGUUUUGGACACGCUAAACUUGGUAAGACCCAGACGAUGCUCGGCACCCCAGACUCCGCCUCUAGUCUAGGGAUCAUCCCCAGCUCCAUCUCGUGGUUGUUCCGUGGCAUUGCUGAACAGAAACAGAAGACAGGUGCCAGGUUCUCUGUUAGAGUAUCAGCUGUGGAGAUCUCCCAACAGCUGAAAGACCUGCUGGUGGGACAUGCUAAUGAGUGUGAGCAGUCGCCCGGUGUGUAUCUCCGAGACGAUCCUCUGCAGCUGCAGAACUACAGCGAGCUGAGGGCGCCCACUGCAGAGAAGGCCGCCUUCUACCUGGACAGCGCCCUGGCCGCCCGGGCGCCCCAGACACACUUCCUGUACACCCUACACAUCUACCAGUACAGCGUCGCCACCAAGGGCGCUGUUGCUGGUGGCCGCAGCCGGCUACACCUGAUUGACCUGGGCAGCUGUGAACGAAGCAAGCUAACUGGUGGGCUCAGUCUUGGAGGGAUCGGCAAUGUUCUUCUCGGCAUUUUCAAUGGCCAGAAACAUCUGCCCCACAGAGAACACAAACUGACUCAAGUGUUGAAGGAGUGUCUGUCAUCCCUUACAUGUCACGUAGGGAUGAUAGCUCACGUAUCACCAUCCGCCCAGAACUACUCUGACACCCUGGGAACUGUCCAACUGGCCUCCAGGGUGCACAGGAUACGAAGGAGAAGAAUCAAGUUCACCGGAGGAAAUUCCGGCAUGGUUGCUGGCGAGGAUGUGAACCGAGGUACUACAAGUAGCGAAGUGGAUCCUUCAAGCAGCGAACAGUCAGCGGAUACUGUGAUAUAUGUUGGUCCUUCAGAUGAAACCGACGGAGAACAUCCACCUGUGUACCUGCCAAGCCUCAACUCCGAAGACAACCGCUGUGCUAUGGGGAAGGCUCUGAGGGGAAGCGGUGUGGAGCCUAAAGGCCACGAGAGAGGAAUCAGACCCAACAUAUCAAGAUCAGUUCCAGCAUCCCCUCAGCGAAUGUGUCAAGAACUGUCACAAGUGAACGGCUCUCACGAAGAUAGAUCUUCUCCUCACAGGGUGGGAAAACUGGGAAAAUCAGGACUUGCGAGUUCGAAGUCAUCACCUUCACGGUCUGUUAGUAAAGCCAAGGAAGUAAAGACUCCGAAAUUGAAUGGAACACAUACUCCAGAAGAAAGAUGGGUCGAUGGUCCCAGAAUAGCUAAAUCUAAAGUAGUUGAAGCGAGGAACCUCCACAUGAUGCAAAAAGAUGGACCGCAUAAACUCGCAAAGAAAGAAAUGUGGGUGGAUGGUCCGUUGAAUGCAGAAAACGGUUUGAGCUACGGCUUCAUGGACUAUCACAAGAAAAGUAUGAUCAGAAAGUGGGUUGAGAACCAGGCUGUGCAGUUGCAGAAACAUAAGUCAAUGGCGAGGGAUAAGACACCGCCUAGAAGGUAUCUGGCCAACUUCAAGACCUGUUCGGAUGAAGGUAGGGACUCUAGUGACGGCACUUGUGGAGUCAGAGGUCAGGCUAGUGGACAAGAAGAUGAGGAGGAUCAAGAAGAAGUUGUUCCUGCUUUACAUCAAACCUCCAUUGCUGCAAGGAAUGGAGAAAUCGGCAGAGUUGUUCCAAUCGAGAGGCUGCAAGGAACGAAUUAUGAGGAGGAGGAAGAGGAUGAACAAAUUGAAGUUGAAAUCAUAGAGAUGGAGGAGCCAGCUCAACUAGUUGCAAUGCAAGAUUCAUGCCUUCAGGUAACAGAGGAGGAUAUUGCACUGUGUAUGGGAGAGGCUGAGAAUCCUCUGCCUGAGGUCGACCAAGAGGAACAUCCUCUGAGGAUCUUGAGUCAGGAGAAUUUAACAGUUGUGUCAACUUUCACAGAUUCCCUUUCGAUUGCAAAUGACCUUGAAAGGUUGUUUCCUAGAGGUCCAGGAUUUUUCCAUCACACAACAUGGCUGAAAAAUCAGUCCAUGGAAAUUCACAACGGUAAAGCCAUGGACCAGGACCCUUGCCGCACACCUGUUCUGACACGCAAGCAGCAGGACCUGUGUAUGCCCCAGCAUGUUGAGACACGUUUGUUCUCUCGUUGUCAGUCACUAUCUCUGUCGGACAUGUUGGCGCAGGAUCACCACCAUCUCCAUAAUGGAGGAGACUUUGACACCAGCAGCAUCGUUAGCGAGCCUGCCUAUUGUCCGGGGGACGAUAAAAAGUCGGGAAAGGUGUGCUUCAACUGCAAGGGUAGUUUGACAAACGGCAUGCUGUACGACACCUCUCACUUUAGCCACCUGACUCGCAGUAUCUCAUCCCUAAGACAUCCUGAUGGAGCUUCAAACCCCAACUUGCAAGAGGAGAGGUGCGAGAGAGCCCCUGGGAACGGUGCCGAGUGUGGAGGGAGGAGCUUAGGGGAGGAGGAUGACGAACUUAGAGUUCCUCCACCCUUGAAAAGCUCCCUACUGACUCUCUCUAGAGAAGGGUUUGUCUGCAGUAAAAUGAAGAACGGUGACAGCAGUGGGUACGUAAGUGGCACACAACCAGAUAGUCAAUCCCAGUCCAGCAUACACGACCCCGGAGGAGCAAGUCUCCAGUAUUGCCACCCCGAUGUGGAGAGACUAGAAAGAGGCUGGAGCGAGGCUAACAGACUCAGAGAACUCAGGCGAGAACAGAGGAUACUCAAGGCUGAGCUAGCCUCGGCCAAGGCUCGGCUACUGGUGCCUCAAGACAGAUGGAGCUACGAACGUGAUGCACGUGGAGGACAGCUGGCAGAACUGGGACGACCCACACAGUUUUCUGGAAGCUCUACAUCAAGAAACUGUCAUCCUGCGCAAGAGAGUUGAUGCCUGCAAGUCUCACGUUCUGGUAGUCACAUGUUUCGACCACAAGCCUCCAGCCCAGUCAUGACCAAGCUUUCUAUCAACCCUGUGGUCUUGUUUUGACGUUAAAAUUUGAAUUUUCCUCAACUAGUUUUCUAGUUUUCUACUAAGCAUUCAAACACUCCCUGAAAUCCUAGUACAGUAGUCCAGUUGGCACUGGAUAAUUCAACACUGUUUGGCACACUCAGUAAUAAGUAACCUGUGCACUUUCAGAUUUUUUUGUUUACCCUAUAAACAUAGCAUUCGGAGAAAUUCUGCCCAAACUGAAUUAUUUCCACGGCUAUUAGAAUGGUUAGUUUCCAAGCAUAGACAAUUCUGGAUCAACCAUCAACUUCCAAUCUUUCAUUGUGUAAUACAUUUUUGUCUAUGCCAGUAGCAUUUUGAUUAACAUCAACGUGGCUUAAAUGUGCUUAUGAAAGCGGUCUAAACCCAUUAAAGUUUUAUGGAUGAGCAGGGAAUUGAACCCGUCCCUCCCGCACCUAAGUCGAGACGAUACCCACUAGGCUAAAAAAUACAACCAAUUAAAACUGUAUUGGAUAACUAAUGAUGCACUUAAAAAAGGCUAUAUAAACUGUAUAAAAAGUCCAGGAUUAAGACAGUUUCUUUUGAUAAAAUUAAAAGAUAAAAAAUAAUGUGUUUUAUGUUAACUUUCAAUGGCUUAUAGGUCAAUCAUAAUAUUGCUUUUGGCAAUCCUUUAUUAAGGGUAAUGCAAAAUUCCUCCAGUCUUGUUGAAAGUGUUGGAUUAUUGUGUGUCUACUACCUACUACUGUACAGUGUUAUUCUUUAGCUUUUUUACCAUUGUCAGGUAAGUAAUUUUGGAUAUGUCGAAGUGUGAUAAAUGGGAAAAUGAAUAAAUGGCUAAGCUCAAUUUUGCUAACUGUGUAAAUAAAUAAUAGUUAUAUAAUUUCAACAGUUUCAAAAGAACCUAUUUACACAUUUUAAAAUUUAGAAGUUACUACAGACAUAAUUGUAAAUUAUCUUAAAUCUAAUAAAAUGUAAUCAGAAACAUUUUAGAGGCAUUAAUCAAUCAUUGAAAAUUUCUCUUUGAGUUUAGGAAUCGAUCAAACAAUUUCAGUUUGACAGCAUCUUGAAAUUAAAUCAAAAUUAAACUAUGCUUUAUAGAGGAAAGAAAGUGUACGAUAAAAUAAACCGAAGAACAAUGAUACAGGGUUGGUAGAAGGUAUAAAUAUAAUAUAAAUUAGAUUAAGGUGUAAAACUCUAUUUAUUAUUGUUUAAACUUGUAAAGAAUAAGCUUUUAUACAGUGUUGUUAUUUUGAGCUUAAAGCGUUUGUUUCAGAAUGCCUAAAACAUUCUGCUUUGUUAUUAUUGCCAAAAAUUCUGUUAAUAUAUGUUAGACGAGUAGUAACUUAUGAUAAAUCACUAUUUUACAACAUAUUGAGUGUACUGUUUAUAUUUUGAAUAUUACUUUUAUCUUUGUAUAUGCCCAUAGACUACUAGUUCUUUUUCACUUGGAACAAAGAAACAAAAACGAAAGUUUUCAAAAGUAUAUAGUUAUAGGCCUACUUUUCUAUACUUUAUUUUAUAAUGUAAGUAGUUAAAUGGUGUCUUUCAAAUUAAAAUUACUAGCACAUAUUUGACCCAAUUCAGGGAAAAAAAUAAGUUCGUGAAUUAAACACUAUAGAUGAGUUACAUAAUGGAUUUCAUAUUAGUCACUUACUUAAAAGUAAAAAAUAACUGUUAAAUUACUUCAUCAAUGUAAAAUAAAUGGAAAAGGUAUUAAGAAAUUAGUAAAGUUUCAUUAUGAUAUUUAUAUUUAAUAUUUUUAUUAGAUAAGUUUUAAUAAAGUUACCUGAUGUCUAAUCAAAAUGAGGAAUUGUAUUUCGUAUAUAUUUAAAUCAUGCAACGAGAUUUUAUAAACUGAAUUUUAUACAUAUUCACGGUUACAAUCAAUAUAGUGCCGAAGUUUACUAAGCAAUGAAUUUUAUAAAUAAUUAAAACCAUCCGAAUUGUAUAAUGAGUAUUUAUAAGUCAAGACCAAUUACACUAAGUCUAUUAAACUGUUCUUCCAAGCCUUUGUCUCCCGCUAUCUCAA
Messenger RNA from Macrosteles quadrilineatus (aster leafhopper), 5465 nucleotides. RefSeq names its product kinesin-like protein KIF26B. The record is from RefSeq and is a predicted model, not a curated record. Gene Ontology annotation, molecular function: microtubule motor activity; ATP binding; microtubule binding. Lineage: Eukaryota; Metazoa; Arthropoda; Insecta; Hemiptera; Cicadellidae. The transcript has 18 exons. The coding region runs from base 110 to 3376 and encodes 1088 amino acids. Gene Ontology annotation, biological process: microtubule-based movement.